Molecule: messenger RNA, 1001 nt
Organism: Saccostrea cuccullata (small rock oyster)
Lineage: Eukaryota; Metazoa; Mollusca; Bivalvia; Ostreida; Ostreidae
Exons: 5
Coding region: 42-1001 (319 amino acids)
Source: RefSeq, a predicted model, not a curated record
UUCGAGAUGGUUAGGUUAAGUCUUGCAGAAAUGUAUUAACAAUGAAAGGUAUAAACAUUAUAGAAGUAUACAUAAUAUAUGUAUACAUUAACUGUAUUUCUAUGGAAAAUACACUCCUUACAACUCCAAACAAGCGCCUCAAAGGACAUAUCAUGGACAAACUUUCACCACUUGGUCUUAAGAUGUGUUUGAGGGAGUGUUCGGCCAGAACACUUUGUAAAUCCCUGAAUUUUUGUCGGAAUACAUUAACAUGUGAAUUGUCCUCAUCUGAUGCAGAAUCACAUCCGGAGGACUUUCUUCACGACUCACAAUAUACAUAUGCUGAAAAAAUGAAGAAACCACAGAGAUACUUCAAAGAAUGUAACGAAUCUUGUUCAUCGGGUAGCAAAUGUGUGAUUACAGCUUCAGGUCCAGCUUGUAUGAUAACUGAUUGCUCUAGUCAACAUCCAGACAGCCAAGACACCACUGUGUUGGUGAAUUCAACAAGAGUCGGUACAGUUCUGAACUAUAAGUGCAUUAUGCUCCCUCAUUCUUCUCUUGUCUCUUCAUGCUUACCUAAUGGGACGUGGACUUCUCAGUCACAUCAGUGUACUACAGCACCAGCAUGUUUCAACAGUAAUACUUCCUGCUGGUACAAUUUCAAUUUCACCUACAUCAGUGGCUGUAAUUCCUGUACCGGAACCCGGUAUGUCAAGAAGACGAAUUAUACAUCGGCUCCCUAUGUUGGAAUCAUCCUUUGUUCUUCUCAAACACCUCUUUACAGAUAUAAGAUAAUGUUGGGAUCCAAUCUUUCUGACACUUUCUAUGACGUAGCAGAAGAUUUGUCGAAUGUUGGUGGUUCUCAACACGACCAUUGUGAAUUAGUAGGAGGAAGAGAAGAUACAUCAUACUGUUAUGAUCAUCAUGUAAACCUAGGCGAUAAAAGUAUAUUCAUAUUACUUUAUGAUCAAAGUUUGAAGAAAGGUGUUUCUGUAAUUAAAUUUUAUUUACAUUUCAAAUAA